Messenger RNA from Octopus sinensis (East Asian common octopus), 1968 nucleotides. RefSeq names its product calcium and integrin-binding protein 1. The coding region runs from base 131 to 694 and encodes 187 amino acids. The record is from RefSeq and is a predicted model, not a curated record. The transcript has 7 exons. Lineage: Eukaryota; Metazoa; Mollusca; Cephalopoda; Octopoda; Octopodidae. Gene Ontology annotation, molecular function: calcium ion binding.
UCUGCUAACGAACUAAUUCUCGUUCUCUCUCGUCUGACGGACAUGUUGCCAUUGACAGCAACUUUAUAAUCCAAGUUUUGUUGUUUCUUUUCUGAACAGUCCUCGUUCUAAUUCUUAAAUCACAGCAAAUAUGGGUAACAAACAAACCGCUCUGAAUCAUGAUGAUCUGGAAGCUUAUCAGGAACUAACAUUUUUCACACGACAAGAUAUUUUAAAUGUGUAUGACUGUUAUAAGAUGCUUGCUGAAGGUAGAGAUGUAGACAGAAAUACCAGACUUGAUCAAGAAGUAAUAUGUCGGCUGCCAGAGUUAAAGGUGAAUCCAUUUAAAGACAGAAUUUGUAAAGUUUUCUCUUCUGCUGAUGAUGGCUCAAUGACAUUUGAAGACUUUUUAGAUAUGAUGUCAGUCUUUAGUGACAAUGCUCCAAAGAAUGUCAAAGUUAAUUAUGCUUUCAAAAUUUAUGAUUUCAGUAAUAAUAACAUGAUAACAAGUCAAGACUUAAAGGAAGUUAUUCAGCGUAUAACAAUGCCUGAUGAAUCAAGUGAUAAACUAGAAGAUGAGGACUUACAGUUGCUUAUAGAUAAUAUUAUGGAAGAAGCCGACUUAGAUAAUGAUGACUGUUUGUCCUUCCAAGAAUUUGAACAUGUCCUCUCAAAAUCACCAGAUUUUGCAUCAUCAUUCUGUAUCCAUUUGUGAUUUUCUUCAUUUGUCAAUGAAGUUCUUCUUUGACUGGAACACAUGAAUAUUUUUCACUUAAAUAAUACCAAUAGUUUUUUAAUAAUAGCUAAAAUAUAUAUACUGUUGAUUGAAAAUUGACUAAUAAGGCAAACCUGCUAUUCUCCAUAGUCUAACCUAAAACAGAUAGCCCAUAUGCUUUUUGUUUUCUUUAACUGAAUUAUUUUUCUAUAUUUAAAUAUAAAACAGAUAUUGGUAGAAGGAAAAAAUUUACAUAUCCAUAUGCAUACACACACUCAUACACACUUUGAUAUAUAUAUAUAUAACCUUACAUUUUACCAAUCAGUUAUUAUUUUAAUUUAUGUAAAGGCUUUUGUUUUAUUUUGUUUGUUGAAAAAUAAUGAAAUCAGUAUUAUCUUCAUGCUUGAUAUUUCACCCCAUAUUGUUUAUGUUCUUGAUCUUUGGCCUUCACAUGAAACCACAGUUGUUUCAGAGUCUGUUGUUUUGUGAUUUGUCCAAUGAGGUCAGUUUGUUCAUGGAACCUUUUACAAAUAGUGCAUUGAAAUUUUUUUUCUCUACUUUUGGUUAUGACUUAAUUUAUUUUUUUCUUCCUUUUUCUUUCUCUCUCUCUCUCUCUCUUUUUUUUUUUUGACUUAUAUUGUAUAUUUCUUUACUUGGUCAAUAAUUUGUACAAAGAGAAAAGAAAAUUGCAAGGAUUCUUAACUGGUAUUGUUGUGAACCUCAAAUAUGUUAGUGUGACUAUUCAAUGUCCUCAUUUAACAUUCAUUCCUCACAAUAAACUAAGUAGUAUGUGGAAGAGUAUUUAAUUAAAAUACAUGUCUCAAAACAGAUUUACAAAUUAGUAGCAGGAAAAUUUUUUUAAAUAAAUUUUUUAUAUUGUAUGAAACCAAAAUAUUCGAAAAUAUUUUGUGAAUACCACCAAAAGUUCAACAAAUUUGUGAAACAUUUUAAAGAAGUUUCUCUACAGUUUUUGAAGAUCUGUUCUCUAUAAGAUCAUUGCUGAUGGAAGUACAUUUAUUUUCCUCUUAAUGUGCUGUAUAUUACAUUUCAAAAUUUAAAAUCUGACAAUUUUGUUGGAUUUUUAAGGCUUACACAUUCAUGUAACAUUACUCACUUUUUGAGCUUGAAGUAUUACUCCCACCAUGGAGACGCAAUGACCCAGUGGUUAGGGCAGUGGACUCGUGGUCAUAGAAUUGUGAUUUUGAUUCCCAGACUGGUUUUGUGAGUGUUUACUAAGUGAAAAUACCUAAAGCUCCAUGAGGCUCUGGUAGAGG